AUGAAAAGUGUGGAGAAAGGAGAAAAAAACCAAGAUUUCUGCGAAUUAAGUGGGAUUUUUGAACAGUCUAGAGAAUUUCAAGUUGUAGUCUGGGAUUUAAUAACGAACGGAUGUUUUUCUCUUUUCCAGGUUUUCCGUGCUUGUCCGGGAUUUACACGUUUACGACUCCAUACAAAAGGUGGUUCAACAGUAGCAUUUGCGGAAUUUAGCGAUGUACGACAAGCUACUAUUGCGAUGAGUCAGCUUCAAGGGGCUCAUAUUGCAAGUUCGGAUCGUGGCGGUAUUCGCAUCGAAUACGCAAAGAAUAAGAUGAGCGAUGUGAAUGGGCCCAUGUGCGUAGCGUAUCCUUCAUUCUGA
This is a messenger RNA of Gongylonema pulchrum, 357 nucleotides long. The record is from the annotation of a GenBank genome assembly. Lineage: Eukaryota; Metazoa; Nematoda; Chromadorea; Rhabditida; Gongylonematidae.